Messenger RNA from Mustela lutreola (European mink), 3119 nucleotides. RefSeq names its product transport and Golgi organization protein 1 homolog. The record is from RefSeq and is a predicted model, not a curated record. Gene Ontology annotation, cellular component: endoplasmic reticulum membrane; endoplasmic reticulum exit site. NCBI's taxonomy places the organism in Eukaryota, Metazoa, Chordata, Mammalia, Carnivora, Mustelidae. Gene Ontology annotation, biological process: endoplasmic reticulum to Golgi vesicle-mediated transport; vesicle cargo loading; protein secretion. The coding region runs from base 5 to 1402 and encodes 465 amino acids. The transcript has 22 exons.
GCAGAUGGCAGCAACGCAGAUGGCUGCGGCGGGGGCUGCGCAAGCGGCGGCAGCGGGAGCUCGAGGGCAAGCAACUGAGGAAGGGCAGAGUUAUGGACAUGGGCAUGGACACUCCCGGUUCAGUGAAGGAAAUGAGCACCAGGCCAAACAGCAGCUUGUCCUUUCCUUGCCUGAUCAUUUCUGUCUUGGCCCUCAUGGGAUUGAAGUUCUGUGGAAGCUUCUCAUUUUAACUGCCUUCUUGGGAACUUGUGCCUUUCUCAUUUACCUCUGGAGAACCAUCCUCGCUAUAAAGCCUCGACAAUACGAAGUUACUUUAGACCAAAUCAAGAUGAAGAUUAAUAACCUUCAAAACGAAAACAGGGAUCUUGAAAAAAACAUAGCGAGUUGGGAGGAGAGGGCCAGGGAAGCAAAGAAGCAAGCAGAAGCGAAGAGAGAACAUGAGCGUUCCCUUGCUGGAGUACGUAAAUUAAAAGCCCAAGAUGCACUGGCGGAUCAAGAGCUGAGAGCCUUGACAUCAAAAAACCAAGAACUGAAAGAAAGGAAAACAUUCCUGGAAGACCAGUGUAAUGACCUGAGUUCUAAGAAAACAGCUAAAGAAGCAGAAUUGAACCUGCUAAAAAAGAAAUUGGAUAUGGUGGUGGAGUUCUCUGAAAACCGAAAACUGACUGCAGAAAAGAAGCUAGAAGAGAAACUGUAUGAAUUGAAUGCAACUAAGAAUGAGCUGUUAGCUGCCGAUAAAUAUCUGAAAGUAACUGAAGCAGAAAUGGAGAAGUACGGACGAGAAGUGGAAGAAAUGCGAGAAGAGCUGCAGGAGUCUAACCUCACCUUCAACCACAAGAUCGCAGUUCAAGAGAGGAAUGCUCUGGCUAACUGGAUGAAGGCUCGAUAUUGGGAAGCAAGGAUGAUGCAGCAGAGCAGGGAGAACGCCUACUGGAAAUACAGACUGCGCAUGAUGCAAAGGGAGAUGCUGCCUGUGGGAUCCGUGAGGCGGGAACUGAUGCCGGGAAGGCCUGAGUUGCAGAAGCCUGUGUGGCAAGCAUCUAGAGUGGUUCCCAGGAUGAACAGCAGCACUAACCCUCAAAGGGACCCAGAGAUGCAUACGGUCGCUAGAGGUGUGAGAGAGUUCCCUCAUUGCCCAGGGCUCCUCCAUAUGCCCUACCACAUGGGGUGGAAUGUACCAGACUUCCCUCCUCCUCAUCCACCUCCACAGUGGUGGACAUGGGGGCCUCGGGCACACCUCGUUCCUCCACCACAUGGCCUUCGGUCCAAAUCAGAAGCCUGUGGAGUUCAAGGGGACAAUAGCAGCACCAUGCCCGAGAAGGUCCCAGAGAAGAACCAAAAGCAGACCUGUUUCUGGGGAGAAAUCCCGACUCAAAUUAAGAGGAAGAGGAGCAGCCUGUAGUUGGGAGCUGAAAACACAACCUGCUGACUCUCAGGGUGUCUUAGAAGAAUGCAAUUGGGGCCUACUUGCAGAUUACUGCUGGAUUCAGAAUCCCAGGAAGGGAGGAGGGAGCAAGCUGGAGAGCUUGAGGAUUCAAGUGAAUAGCAGAGAAAUUGCGGCAUCUCUCCACUUCUCUUCUCUCCGCCUUCCUGCAGCCAGGGUGAGACUGAGAUGGGCAGCCCUUCAGGGACCCCAAUAUUCUUCAUAACGAAAAUUUAACCCACAUCCUUUAGACACUUGUUCAACAUCUGUUUGGAGGAAAAGCUGUUUGCUGCGUGGGGAAGGAUGAAAAAGAAAGACAGAGGUGACUCAUCCCCAGAGUACCAAGCAAAGCACUUCUGGCCCUAAACUCACAUGCCCCUCUCAGUCAGAAGCAAAGCCCUGAAGUUGGUCUGAUCUACCUUGCUCAGGAAAGGCAUCGGGCCCAUGGAGGGGGAGAAUGCCCUGAGCGAACAUCCUGAGGUGGCUGAAUCAGCUGUGGGGAGCAGCCCGGACCCGACUUGAAGGGAGGUGCCAUGAAGUACAGCUCAAAUGCACAGCAGCCAGAAACACAGCCACUUCGCUGGAGGCCUCUCAAGCUUCUAGUCCCUUACCCUCACCCUUACUGGAUCAAAAACCUGGAGUGACAUACAGUGAAUAUGCAAGAAGAUAUGGGAUAUGUCCUUGUUCUACUUUUUGGCAUUCCUCCUCCUCAGGCCCAUCAUAUAUCCCAGCAGGCCUCUUCUUCCCUAGUGGGCUGUGCCUUCUUAAGGACCCAGAUCCUUUCACUCCUGCUUCAAACCCUCUGCACUGGCUGCCAUGAUCCCUCAGAGAAGAUCCUCCUCCUCUGGAGUCACUCUGUCUCUACUGGCUCCUCCUCCAACCUCUCCUCAGGAAUGCUCUGACAAUGCAAAUUAAACGAGGUCACUCCAACUUAAAAGUCCCUCAGGGACCCACUGUCUUUCAGCACAACAUCCAAAGUCCUUCCUAAACUCAUCCCUCACCCUUCCCUCACCCACAUCUGGCUCUCCAGCCACGCCCGGUUACCUGCAGCUUCACAGCGGGUUCUUACUCCCCGGUUUUUACUCAUGCUCUUCACGACACCUGCAAUGUCUUUUCCUCACCUUAUUCGCCUAACACUAUGGCCUUCGCAGAAUCACCUCACCUCUCUGAAACAGAAAUGGGUAGAAGUGGGUUGUUCUGGGAGCUAGUAAAAAAGAGUAAGAAAAUCGAAUGAGGUCAAACAUUUCUUGACAUGUUCCAGGCAUUUUAUAUGUAUCAUUCCAUCUAAUCAUCAUCAACAACCCUAAGGAACAGCCCGAAUUGCUUUCCUGUCACAGGGUGAUUAGGUCCCGAGUGUCACACAGGUAGAAGGUGAUGGAGUCCAGGUAGCCAGGACCCAACAGCUCCAACACAAAAACCCUCCCCACAAGACCAGGCCCCUGGGAGCUACCAAGGCUGCAUAAUUAAUGUGCUGGCCCAGAAGGGGUCACCCACCCAUGCAUGAGAUCACUAAGCUGAUGAGUAAGUGGCAUCAUGGAAACCACAGGGCCUGGAAGGGGCCAAAUGGAGCAUCUCGUGCUUCAUGCUCUUUAUACCGGAAGAACUUUCCUAUGAUAAUAUUAACCACAAUGUUGAGUAAUAAUAAAAAUACCAUUUCUACAUGGCUCCCCAUAUGCCAUCUUCUCUGUGAAUUUAC